Molecule: messenger RNA, 2739 nt
Organism: Sceloporus undulatus (fence lizard)
Lineage: Eukaryota; Metazoa; Chordata; Lepidosauria; Squamata; Phrynosomatidae
Product: synaptotagmin-11-like
Exons: 5
Coding region: 1-1542 (513 amino acids)
Biological process (GO): cellular response to calcium ion; regulation of dopamine secretion; calcium-ion regulated exocytosis
Cellular component (GO): synapse; axon
Molecular function (GO): calcium ion binding; phosphatidylserine binding; SNARE binding
Source: RefSeq, a predicted model, not a curated record
AUGCCUCUACAGCUACAUUUUCAGACACUUCCUUUCUUCCUUCUUAACCAGGACUUCUUCAUGCCUGCUGCACUGCCAAGGGCACUUCUGGACUCCUCCGUCGUCUCAUCUUACCUUAGGAGCACCUUUGGAGAAGCAGUGCAUUUGCAGGUAUUCCUCGGGGUGGGACUUGCCCUUCUUUGCUUCUGCCUUCUGCUUGGGUGUGCGAUAUGCUGGCAUCAACGCAAGAAGAACCACCUCGAGGAAGGCAAGGCGCAAGCAGAGGAUCGGACUCUGGUGGACUUGGGCCUGGUUUUGCCUUCGCAAGCUACAACAGCUGUGGCUAUCCAGAAGCAGUACGUAGAAAUAGAAGGAGAUGUUCUGGGGGUGCCAUCUCCCACAGCCAGUGUUCAUUCUCUAGGCUCAUCUGGCCCCAAGAGUCCACCCCAAAACAUUCGUCGUGGCCGGGCUUCCCUCCCCAGCAUCCCCAUAUCUCAGAAGCUGAGCCUGCCAGUCAAGGUGCCACAAGGCCGGAAGCGCCGGUGUACCAUCUCUGGAGAGAGCAUCUUUGGGGAUGAGAGCAGUCUUCUCUCCCGCCCCAUCCUGGGUACCAGCAUCCCUCAGUCUUACACCAUCCCAAGAGGCCUCUCUGGUGCCACUAUGAAGCCAAGGCCUCACCUCCACUUCACCCUGUUCUACUCGCAAGCUGAGGCCUUGUUGACCGUGACGGUGAUUGGCGUCUCCCACCUGCCCAAGGGUCUCCGGUCUAGUCGGAAUUCCUAUGUCAAAGUCUACCUCCUUCCAAAGUUUGUUGAGCCUCAACGUACAUCCUUGUGCCGGAAAAGCCUGAAUCCGGAAUUUCAUGAGCAGUUCUACUUUGGGCGCUACAGCCUGGAAGAGCUGCAGAGCCUGACUUUGCGUUUUGCUGUGUACGCCAAGGAGUUCCACCACCUCAAAGACUCCUUCCUGGGGGAGGUUAUGUUCCCAUGCGCCCAAGCCACCUGGACGCCGGGUGUUUCCUUGGCCUACACGCAGGAGCUGUCGACCACCAAAACCAAACUCAAAAAGUGUUUCAGUUCUCAGGACAUGCGCUUCUCCCCUUCAUUCUCUCAGCCCAAGUCUAUGGGGCAGCUCUUCAUCCUGCUUCAGUACCAAGCUCUGGCCAACCGUAUCAAAGUUCUGAUUCGCAAGGCAGAGAAUCUGGGACGGCUCACCCGCAUCCCUGGCACUCCAGACCACUACGUUGUGAUCCAACUGUAUCAUGACGGGAAGGUCCUGGAUACCAAGGAGACCAAGUCCAUAGCGGGAUACAAUCCGGUGUGGAACACCCCAUUCCUUUUCAGUAUUCCUGCGGGAGACAUCCAGGAACAGCAGCUGGCCUUGGAGUUCACCAUCAUGCAGGCUCGCCUUUACACCCGCAGUUGUGUUGUGGGUCGGGUGCUGAUCGGCCCUCAUGCCCCAGAGAUGGGGCAAGUCCAUUGGAAAGAAAUGUGCAGCCGGGGAAAUGUGGAAUCUGCCCGGUGGCACUCAAUCCAACCUCCAGGCUUUCCCCUCUCCCCUUGAUGCACAGACCCAAAGUUUCCUGCUGGGGCGAUGUUGCCUGUUGUGUUAAAUGGUGGCCAUAGUGUCAUGGCAUGGGUGGCUCCUUGUAACAUGAGAAACCCUGGAGCCGAAGGACUUUUCCACCACGGGUGGCCCAGGGGAUCUUGAGAGAAGGUGGGCAUUACCUGUAAGAUAAGUGGAGUCCCAAUGACAGAUUACUUUGAGAAUGAACCAGACGAGGGGAAUGAGAAAUCUAAGCCAGUUCCAAAUGCCGUCAAGCCAAUUCUGAAUGCUUUUGUGUGAGGAAAAUAUCUGGGUUAAAAGAUCAAUCUGUAAUCUGGAAAACGUGAGCCAAGGAAGCCGGAAAAGAGCAAGCACACCAUGAUUUGUGCUCCAGCACUGUAUUUCUUCCUCUGCAAAGCCGGUUCAUUCUCCUCAAAUGCACUGACCUCAAAUUCAAGAUCCACUGCAGCAACUUUUUUGGAGGAUUACAUCAUCAGCCCAACUCUUGGCCGACAGCUAUAAAUGAACAGAGAACUGCAUCAGCAAAACUGAACUUGGACUGCAUUUGCAGGCAGGCUCAAGGGACUGAAGCUGCUAGAAGUAGGAUGCUGGCUGGACUAUUGCUGCUGCAGUAUGGAUAUUUUGUACCACUUGGUUGCUGCAGAACCAACUGUUUUGGAAAGGAGAAUAAUGAGUGCAAAGGGGGAUGUCAGAUUGACAAUAAAAGGGACCCUGGACUGUGCAAAGUCAGUAGCCUUGUUGAAAGGCUACUUGGGGUGACUGUAUCACUGGGAAGUUACCAGUUAUUAAUAACUAGCUAUUUGGAAUUGGCUUCCUUUUUCCAACUGAGAAAGGUAUAAUUAUAUUACCACUGUAACUUAACAAUGAUCAACAUUAUAACUAUUUUUAUAGUUACAGGAUGUGGUCUUACUACACGAUGGUUCAAGUGCUGGCUUAUAUAUAACCCUGCCUUUUGCUCAUUGUGAGUAUUGCAAUGACAAAGUCGGUGGCGGUCCUCUUGUAACGCAAGCCAGUCACUUUUAGAUUUUUUUUAAAGUAGUGAAAAACCUUAGAGGAACAGCAGUGUUACUUUUUUUUAAUGUACUGUAAUUGUAAUGGUAACUGAUGAUCUUGUAACCUGGAGCUAUAAAAGUAACUUCCCAAACUCUGGUUGUAAUGCUGAGGAUAGAGGGGCACUAGAAAUCCAUAUAGCUG